Messenger RNA from Diatraea saccharalis (sugarcane borer), 2614 nucleotides. The record is from the annotation of a GenBank genome assembly. NCBI's taxonomy places the organism in Eukaryota, Metazoa, Arthropoda, Insecta, Lepidoptera, Crambidae.
AUGGACCACGGGUCUACAAACGUUGCUCAAGCCAACAUGCCGGGCGCCAGGCACAGAAUCUUGGGGCAUGUGCUCUCAGGGUUCUGCCACAAGAUGAAUCGGCGCAAAUCUAUACACGGUGAUGCCUUGGAUACUCCACUCAAUCGGUGUCUUACAACUUUUGAUAUUACUUUAUUGGGCGUUGGACACAUGGUUGGCGCUGGGAUUUAUGUCCUCACUGGAACAGUGGCUCGUCACAUGGCCGGUCCCGCUACUGCUCUAAGUUUCCUACUUGCUGGAGUUACGUCUACACUAGCAGCGCUGUGUUAUGCAGAAUUCGGAACGAGAAUACCGAGAGCUGGUGCAGCGUCGGUGGCUAGAGCGUGGUCUGGAUAUUUAGACGCCAUGUUAGACGGUGCAAUCAGUAAUGCUACUAUAUCUAUAACGGGGGAACUUCAUGAAACCCUCCUCAGUAGAUAUCCUGAUGUGUUAGCAUUUCUAAUAUGCAUCGUCGCUUCUUUGAUACUCGCUGUCGGUGUAAAAACCUCGGCCUACAUAAACAACGGCCUUACUAUUCUCAAUCUUCUAGUGAUAUCCUUAGUAAUAUUCUUAGGUUUCUAUUAUGCUGAUAUUGGCAAUUGGUCUGCUAAAAAUGGCGGUUUCAUGCCGUAUGGUUUCAGCGGUGUAUUGGCUGGCGCCGCUACUUGUUUUUAUGCCUUUGUUGGAUUUGAUAGCAUAUCUGCAUCUAGUGAAGAGGCAAAAGAUCCAUCUCGUUCGAUUCCCAUUGCCACAAUGCUUUCCAUGGCUGUCGUCGCGUUUGGAUAUAUUCUUGUGGCAAUAGCGUUAACUCUGAUGGUACCCUAUAAAAGCAUAAAUCCUGAAGCUGCUUUGCCAGCGGCUUUGGGGGCAGUACACGCUGAUUGGGCAAAAUACGCCGUAGCUGUCGGUGCAGUAUGUGGAAUGACUACUACUCUACUCGGAUCUCUGUUUUCUCUGCCUCGUUGUUUGUAUGCUAUGUCUACGGACGGCCUAUUAUUUGGAUUUCUAAGUGAUGUAAAUAACAAGUCACAAAUACCAAUUGCUAAUCUCAUAAUAUCAGGUUUCUCCUCUGCUCUGAUAGCUUUGUUGUUUGAUUUAGAGAAGUUAGUAGAGUUUAUGUCAAUUGGCACAUUACUCGCGUAUACCAUAGUGAGCGCUGCAGUUAUUAUACUUCGAUACAGGCCAGUUACGACAGUGGAAGAUAAAAAUUUUGGCGUACCACAACUUGACUCGCCAAUUGAUCGAGAAGACAGUUCUGCAACAGGCACUCCAGCUACAGAAGGCUCAUCAUCUUCCGAGAUGUUUGAAGCGUUGACUGUGGGAAGAUUACGCCCACAGUACGCAUGGCUGGAGCCUCUAGCGGGUGGCAGAGCUCCCGGAUCUGCCGUAUCGGGCUGCGUAUACACGUUCACAGCUGCUGCAGCUGCGCUAUGCGCUCACAACCAUUUCCUUGCAGAACCAGCGGGACUUUGGGUUUUGCUGCCCGAUUUUGUCCUCAAUUUGAUAAUUAUUGCUUGUCUGGUGAUAAUUCAUGCACACCAACAAAGCCCUACGCGAUUACCUUUCCGAGUCCCAUGGGUGCCAUUGCUGCCAGCCGCCAGUGUUCUCCUAAACGUCGAGCUGAUGGUCAAUCUUAAUGCACUUACAUGGGCACGCUUCGCUAUUUGGAUGACUCUCGGUUUGCUUUUGUAUUUCCUCUAUGGAAUCCACCACAGUAAGCUCGGGGAAGGUGUCACAGGGUUGCUAUCUCGGUCCGGUAGCGGUGGUGGACAUAGUGGCGGUUGGGGAGCGGUAGAAAAGACAAAUGCACUAGCUCGCCGUGUAGGCCGUCUUGGUCGCGGAAGCAAAAGCGAUGACCGCAAACCUAUUAUUUGCGAUGAGGAAUACGAUAGACGAGACCCAUGAAUUUGAAUAAUUCAAAGAGUAAUAUUGAGUUCAUAUAAACAUAGUUUUGCGGAGUUAAACUCAUAUAAGUAGUGGCGCUUAUUAUUUAUAAUAAGUUUUUGGAUUAUUAUUUAUAACUAUAAUUUAGGAUAUGAAAUCAUCAUCUAUAUAGGUAUUUAUCAAUAUUAAAUUAUGUUCAGCUAUGUGAAUACCAACUUUAUGUGUAUUCAAAAACUUGACAUCAAAAUAGAAUCGCUAUCAUUGUUAAAAAAUUUGCUGUCGGUUAAUAUAUUACGAAAAUCACCGAUUGAUAUAUUUUCAAAAAGCAUAAUAAGUAUUGCAGCAUGGUGCCACGUUCUAAUAUCGUUUCAAGUAAUAUGACCAAUAGACAUUGAUUUAUAUAUGAUUCUAUAUAUUUUAUUCUAGUACGUAUAUUUCAUAUACCUUUUUAUUGAUGUUUAUUAAAGCACGGUAUGGUUAAAAAAUAUUGGAAAGGAAUUAGACGUGACAAUUAUAGAACAGUAUUCUAACAUAGAUUUAUCCUGCGUAUUUAGGUAAUUAUAGAUCAAAUAAACGACUCUUUUUUUUUUAAAGUAACAUGUCGAGUUAAAUCAUCGGUAACACUUGCUAAUACAAAAUAAAGUCAAAGACCUUACCAAUCAUUCGUAUCCUUUCCGUGGCUUUAAUCUAGUUAUUUUUAGCUAUUACCGAC